AUGGCGGGUACGACAUGGCGAGCGCUGUUGCUCCUUGGCGUCGUCCUGACGGCGCAGCUGUGCCUGUGCACGGCGUACGUCGGCGGCGGGUUUAGUGUGGAGUUCAUCCACCGGGACUCUCCCAAGUCGCCGCUACACGACCCGUCGCUCACCUCCCACGACCGCGUGCUUGCCGCCGUGCGGCGUUCCGCGGCGCACUCGUACGCCGUCGGCGAUCCUUCCGGCGGCGUGGCCGAGAUCAGGUCCAGUCCGUACGAGUACCUGAUGUACGUCAACAUCGGCACGCCGCGCACCCGGAUGCUCGCCAUCGUCAGCACCGGCAGCAACCUCGUGUCGUUCAAAUGCACCAACGGGACCUCCGGUCCUCCGCCAGCCGCUGGGGCCGCGCCGGUGAGCUACGUGUUCGACACGUCCUCCUCGUCGUCCUACGGCCUCGUGGCCUGCCGGUUGCCCUCGUGCCACGCGGUCCGCGGCACCUCCUGCGACGCCAACUCCAUCUGCCAGUACCACUUCUCCUACGGCGACGGCUCCACGACAGACGGCAUCCUCUCCACCGAGACCUUCACCUUCGACGACGCUCCCGGCGGCUGUGUUGGAUGCCGCGAACGUCCGCAGCUGCAACUGACCAGAGUCAACUUCGGCUGCAUCAAGAACACGAACGGCGGCAACCCGUUCCUCUUGGCCGGCAAUGUCGGCCUGGGCGCCGGGAACAUCUCCCUCAUCAACCAGAUCGGCGCGGCGACAUCGCUCGGCCGGAGGUUCUCGUACUGCCUCGCGCCCUUCUCCGUCAACGCCUCCUCCAUCAUCAACUUCGGCGCCCGCGCCGCCGUGACGGAGCCGGGCGCGGUGACCACGCCGCUGAUCCCCUCGGCCGUGGACGCUUACUACACCAUCCUGCUCACGUCCGUCAAGAUCGGGAACUCGACCAUCGCGCUGCUGGACCCGAUCGUGGGAGAGCUCACGAAGAACAUCAAGCUCCAGCGGAAGCCGUCCCCGGAGAAGCUGCUGGACCUGUGCUACGACGUGGGCGGGACGAUUCAGGACUGGGUGCUGGAGAAGCUGUUCCCGGAAGUGACGCUGGGGUUUGGCGGCGGCGCCGUGAUCACCCUGAAAGCGAAGAACGCGUUCGUACAGCCGCAGCCGGGGACCGCGUGCUUGGCCAUGUCGGCGGCGACGGACAAUGUGGCGGUCAUCGGGAACAUCGCGCAGCAGAACUUCUGGGUCGGCUUCGACCUGGACAAGGGCGCCAUCACCUUCGCCGCUGCCGACUGCGCGAAAUCCUACCCCUCUCCUCCCGCCUCUAAUCAGCUUGAGUAGAUAUAGCUAAUCACCAUGAGUAGAUAUAGCUAAUCACCAUGUAAUAACUAGGAUUAUCGAAUAACUAAUAACCCCUACGUCUAAUG
This is a messenger RNA of Triticum aestivum (bread wheat), 1403 nucleotides long. RefSeq names its product aspartic proteinase CDR1-like. Lineage: Eukaryota; Viridiplantae; Streptophyta; Magnoliopsida; Poales; Poaceae. The record is from RefSeq and is a predicted model, not a curated record. Gene Ontology annotation, cellular component: extracellular region. The coding region runs from base 1 to 1317 and encodes 438 amino acids. The transcript is spliced from 2 exons.